CAGAGUUCAAAAUGUCGGACGAUUGUGGUUUACUUUUUUGACAAAAGGAAAUUUUUCUUAUAAUAAUCUAGAGAGAGUGACGUUGUUCCUUGUAAAAUAUCUACUAGAUCUCACUAAGUAACUGCGGUGCGCAACCCAAAUUAAGUUCUCAGAAUGGUGAAGAAAAAGAGACAGAGCGAUCCAUCGGAAAACGGUGAUGAAUCGACUGAAUCUUGCGAUGAAACUAUUAAAUCCACAUGCCCUCACGUUGCGAAGGCCGUGGACCUAGCAAAAUUGAAAAGAGCCCUUAAAACUAGUGGAUUUGAAAAGGAAUGUGCCGAAUGCAAGAAAAAUCCGAAAACCGAGGACGACGACCCGAAUUUUGAGAUAGAUUUGUCUUUGUGGAUGUGUCUUCGUUGUGGGGGCCAAUUAUGUGGACGAGCCCGAAAUAAGCACGCCCUUAACCACUUUAACACGCCACACUCUGACUGUCAUGCCCUCACUGCUAACACAACCUCUUGGGAAGUGUAUUGUUAUAACUGCAACAAUGAAGUCACAGCUACUAGUUCUAAAAAACUGCAUGAAUGUAUUGAAUAUCUUAAAAAACAGGCUAUUGGAAACCCUAGACUACCACCUAUAGAAUUGUUUCUUGACCCGCAAAACAAGAAUAUAGAAGUCCCAUUAACUGUAGAAAAUAUAAUUAUAACUGAUAAGGUUAAAGAUAAAGCUAUGGCUUUAAAUUUACCUAGAGUUAGAGGCCUGUCAAACCUAGGUAAUACUUGCUUUUUUAACUCAGUAAUGCAGUGCCUAGUGCAAACUCCAUAUUUGUUGGAUGUGUUGCAAGAGAUGGCUACACCAGGGGAGAGAUUUACAUUACCGGGUGGAAAGUUAAAGCUUAAAGGUGAAAAUGGAGAUGAUGGAAAGGAAGUUGACCUUCCCCCAAUUACAGGACAACUUGCAGAGUGGGGACCUUUAACUAGAACACUGGCAGAAACAUUGGCUGAAUUACAGACAGGUGAGGGUGGGGUGUACACUCCACGUAAGCUACUCUCGGCUCUAGUCAACAAGUUACCACAAUUUGGUGGUGGAGAUCAACAUGACUCACAUGAACUCUUACGACACUUACUUGAAGCUGUCAGAUCAGAGGACCUUCGUCGUUACCAAUCAGUGAUUUUAAGCAGCCUCGGUAUGAACUCCAAGGUUGAUCCAUCCAAAGUGGAUGGUGAUGUGAAACAGAAAGUCAAAUUUUAUGGUCAGCAGGCAUCCGAUACUAUGCUUAGACCUGAGCAGGUGUUCCGUGGAUUUCUAGUGUCAACACUGGAAUGUCAGGAAUGUUACCAGCAAUCAGACAGAGCCGAGUACUUCCUUGACUUGUCUUUGCCUGUAGCAGCUUCACGACCACAACCACCGGCCCUUACCAGGAGAAGAGCGAAUGACGAAUCCGCAUUCAAUGUUCAAGACGAGAACAAACCUUCUAAACAUCAGCUCAAGAAAGAGAGACUCGCUGCUAAGAAAGCUUCUAGAAGAAACAAAGGCACUAAAGACAAAUCUUCAGAGGUGAACGGCAAGGAAGACGGUAAAUCAUCUUCAGAGCAGUCUGACGCUGACGUAGAGGACAACCUGGACGAAAUGCCCAAGAUUGCCCAGAACCAGACUUCUAACACCCCAUCUGUCACCCACACUGCAGCUAACUUUGCAGCCUACCACAUGGAGUCUGGCUACAAUUCGGAAAAAGUCAUCAGCUCCGACUCCAUCAGAACUAGCCCGGUCGAUUUAGACAAGGAGAAAACUGAUAAUACUCCAGAAUCAACCGAUAAAGACAAGGACUUCGCCGAAGCGGCCUCGUCAACCGCAGCCCUCGAUUACAAACCCUUGAGCCGUCUGGAGAACCUUUCGAACCCAGAUUCGGGAGUGGCCAGCCCCGAUGCCACCAAACACAACUCCACAGAGACGGUCGACAACGUCGACUCGCCUAUCAACGGAAAAGAAUUGGGAAGUCACAGCUCCCUAUCCAGCGAAAUCAACCUAGAUCUCUCCAGCCCUCUGCAUAAGUUAUCCCCGAUCAAGAACGAUUACGAAAGACCGGUGUCGAGAAUAUCGUUCGCUCCCGAGUAUUCGAACGAAGUCGUCUCGCGCGGCAUCAGCACCCAAGGGUCGAAGGACCUCUUGGAGAACAAUUGGGAGUUCAACGCCGUCGGCCCGCAGAACGACAUAAAUAAUCAGGAAGUCAGCAGUAAAUUGGAAAAGCUAAAGUUGGAUAUGGACGACAUUAAGCCCAAACCGACUUUACCGUCGCCCGUCGACGACGCGCCACCCUCGCUGCCCAGAUCCAGUCUCGAACCGGAGAGGAACUUCGGGGGAGCCAGUCGAGAUUUUAUGUCCUUCUCGAGGCCGAGCCCUCUUUUGCCGAGAUACGUUUGCGACGAAGACGAAUGCAGCAUUCAGUCUUGCCUCAGCAAUUUCACUGCCCUCGAGCUGUUGACGGACAACAACAAAGUCGGCUGCGAAACCUGUACGGAGAGGAUCAACGGGAAAAACGGGAAGACGGUGUACACCAACGCGUCGAAGCGCUUCCUCGUGUCCAGUCCGCCGGCUAUUCUCAUCCUUCAUUUGAAGAGGUUCCAGAUCGGCCCACGAUGCAUGUUCAGGAAGAUGUCUAAGCACGUGGACUUUCCGACGAUUCUCGAUUUGGCUCCGUUCUGCGCCAUGGAUAAGCUGAAGAAGCUCCCGAACGUCAAUCGCGGUCAGAACGAAUUGCUGUACUCCUUGUACGGGGUAGUGGAGCACUCCGGGGGCAUGCACGGGGGCCACUACGUGGCGUACGUUAAAGUGCGACAGGCUGUCAAAAGGGACGAUCCGAAAUGGUGGUUUUUGCCCAAGAGUGCUAACAUACCGGCUUCGGGAAGCGGCGAAGGCGACGGCGAUUCGGAAUCCGAUCUGUCGGGUUACGAAUCCGGCGAAGGAGCAGCUCCGAGCGCGGAGGCUCCCUCGGGAAGAUGGUUCUACGUCUCCGACAGCAUGGUGUCCGAAGUGACCGAAGACAAAGUAUUACGGGCCCAAGCGUAUCUUCUGUUUUACGAAAGGAUUUUAUAAAUCUAACCCGGCCUAAGAUUUCUACGGAUGGCAUUUAAGUGGAAGACUGACGCUUUGUAGGGUCGGAAUGAGUAAGAUUUGUUAAGUUUAAUGUUCUGUAUAUAGUUUUAAAAGGCUUGUCAUUUUCUCUAAUUUGUAUAUUAAUUAGGAGUUUCAUUGAUUUUAUUUGUACAAUAGUAAUUAUUUGUACAUUUGCAGUUAAAAUUCAACUGCUCGAUAUGAUUUGAACGGUUGUCAGACGGUUCCUACAUUUUUUUAUUUGUAGCUUCCGGCUCAUUACUCGUCUCAUAUUUAAACAUAGUGAAAUAUAUGCUGUAUAAUACUAUCAUUUGUCCUAAAGGUGCUCCUACAUACUUAUGAACUGUAUCACUUUAUCAUUGUAGGUGCACCUUUAUUUUUAUAAGGAAUCUUUUACCUGCUCGUAGUCAAAGUAAUAUGCUAUCGAAGAUUCUCUCGUAGUAAUUGUGGUUGUCAAUAAUAUGCUUGUCGGCAAAAUAGUAGAUUUUAAAUGUUUGGGACUCGUAAAGGGAUAGUCUUCCAUUGGUUGUCAAGGUCUUUCAUACCCUUAUAUUGUAUUUAUAAUUUUAAUGCGUUUUUAUUUAAAAAAUAUUACGUUGAAUCCUGUACUGUAUUAAUUUUUUAUGCUUCAUUACUCUAAUAAAAUAGUUUUACCUCAAUAAU
Molecule: messenger RNA, 3753 nt
Organism: Pieris brassicae (large cabbage white)
Lineage: Eukaryota; Metazoa; Arthropoda; Insecta; Lepidoptera; Pieridae
Gene: Usp16-45
Product: ubiquitin carboxyl-terminal hydrolase 16
Exons: 7
Coding region: 154-3072 (972 amino acids)
Biological process (GO): protein deubiquitination
Cellular component (GO): cytosol; nucleus
Molecular function (GO): zinc ion binding; cysteine-type endopeptidase activity; cysteine-type deubiquitinase activity
Source: RefSeq, a predicted model, not a curated record